AUGCAAAAUUAUUUGCAAAACAGAUCUUAUUAAAAUAGUAAUUUAAACAAAAUUUUAUCAAAGAAGAAUAACUAGAGCAACAAUAUAGAUGGAGCUAAGGAAGAUCUUUCUUAAAAAGUUUAAAGUGACAGCACUUUUUACUCUCCUGUGAAAUAUUUUUCUAACAAUUUAAAAACUAAUAAUUCAAAGAUUGAAUUCGAAGACAUUUCGCCUUGGCAAACUAAUUGUGAGGAUGUUUUAAACAGUACAGAUUUAGACUUUCGCAAAAAUAAAUAAAUGAAGAAUAGAGAUAAAAAAUCUAACCUGUAAAAUUAAAAUUAGGAUUGUUGCAACUCAAGCAAUAAUAAACCGUUUCCUUCUUAAGAUAAUCUUAUAACAAAUAAUAAUGUAGAAAAUAGCACAUCUUAUAUUUCUAAGACAUUUUAUUUAUAAGAUUUAAAAUAAAGCAAACAACCUAAACUUUAAUCCCAAUAAAAAAAGAAACAAGAUGUUAAAGUAAAUGAUGAGAAUAUUCAGCUCUAGAAUGAUAAUAAAAGUUUUACUAAAUCGAUAUCUAAACCUGUAAAUAAAAUAAAAGAAGAUUUUAACAGUCAGCUAUCACUUAGCUAAUUAGAAAUAGAAUAGUAAAAUAAGCUUUUGUAAUAGAUCAGAAGAUAAAGAGAACUAUAUAUUUAAUAAAUGUAAAAAACUAAACAAUUACCUUUGGAAAUAUCAAAAACAGAUGUAACCACUACACCAAAAAGAGAGUUUCUAUAAAGUGAAAAUCUUAGUUUUGGUCAUAGAAAGAAAAAUUCAUUAAGCAGCUAAAAUAAAAGCAAUAAUAUUUAAAUUACUCUAUCUACUAAUAACGAAAUAUAAUAGUAAUAGUCUCUCUAUAACCACGAACAUAUUUGCACUGGAGAAAAUAAAUAAGAUUGUGAACAAGAUAACAAUUUAAAUGAGCAAAAAUAAAUUUUUAAAGAUGAAAGCAUUACAUCUAAAAAUAAAAAUAAAAUUCUUAGCAUCCUCGAUAAUGCUCUAAAUAACCAAAAAAUGGCUCAUUAAAAUAAACAAUAGUAAGAUUGUACUUAAAAAAAUAUAUUUAACUUAUCUUAAAAAGCCUCAUAAAUAUAAAAAAAUUUAGAAUAGCAUGGCAAUAAUAAAUUAAAACCAAAUUAAUAACAGCAAUAAGAAUCUCAUAAUGCCAAAAAUAUAUAGAAUACUCAUUAAAUAUAUAACCUUUAAAUACCUCAACAAGAUUAAAGUCUUCUCUAAAUAAGAAGACAAUCGUACACUCAAGAUCCAAGUUAAUGUUUACAUUAGCAAAAUUAAAAAUUAUCUAAAGAAAUUGAAGAAACUAGUUAUAAUAAGCUUGAUAAUAAUGAAUGUUAAAAUAUUACUACAGAUGCUAAUUAAUUGGGACAAAGAAACUAUGUUUUUGAUGUAAGUCCAUAGAUGUAAAGCAAUAUUCUAAAAAUGAAUAAAAGAGAUAAUUUACAAAGCUACUUACUAAACCAGCAAAAAACAGGAUAAAUUUCUAAUUUGAUUUAAUUUUAGCAAGAAUCUAGUAACCUAAAUAAUAGCGAAAUUUAUAGCAGGUCAACAGUAAACCCAUAAAAAAGUAUUUAUGAAAACGUUAUACAAUAAAUAGAAAAUCUUAAAUACUCUGCAAAAAAGUAGGAUAAGAAAUCAUUAAGUUUUAUCUAUAAUGAUAAUUCAAAAAGAAUGUCAACUUAUGAAGAUAAAUAGCAAACGCCAGAAUAACAAAGCCAAGAAUAAUAAGUUUAGUCAGAUAAUAAUUAACUCUAAAAUAAAAAAAAUAUGUCUCUUCUUCUUCCACUUUUUAAAGGAACAAAGAAUAAAGAGUAUAAAAGAAUAAUAAAGAAAUUAUAUAAGGUUAAGAAUGUUUCCCCAUCAUAAACACGAAGAAAUACUGAAUUUAACAAUGUUACAGAAGACUAUUCUUUCAACAGUCAUUUUUAGAAUAUUGAUAACAAUGUCACUUAAUAGUAUGAAAACUAUGGUUAAACAUAUACAGAAUAGUUUUCCCCUAAGCAAAGCCUAUUUCCUCCAAUCCAAAAAGAAAUAAUCCCAAAAGAUAGAAAAAGUAAUUCCCUUUUGCCUGAUUGUUAUAACUCAUUUGCUCAACCUCGUAUGAUUCAAUAUAAUAGAUAAAACAAAAAAAAUAGCAUUAUACCAUAUAAAAUGAUGUCUUCUUAUUCAAUACUAGAUGAAAAUCUAGUAAACAUGAUUAAAACUAAUUAAGAAAAAUUGAUAAAUGAUCGAGAAUCUUUUAUGCUAGAAGAUAAGUAAAAGAUUGACUUUAUUGAGGAUCACUCAAGAAGCAAUAUAUAAAAAAUGUAAGAUAAAAGCAUACAUGAUUCUUCAAUAACACCAAAAAGAAAAGUCUCAGAAAAUUUAAAACCUCUACCAUAAUAAAUAAAUUAAAAUUAGAAUAAACAAUAGAAUGUAUAGUUUUAAAAGCAAACUGAAAUAUCAACUAAAAAGCAAAAAGAGUUGAUUUCUUAAUAUAAACCAUCAUAGCUGCUAUCAUCAAUUUCAAAUUACUAGACUCAAUAAAUAAACAUAACAAAUCUAUCUCAUUCAAAAAUAUAUUGA
Messenger RNA from Tetrahymena thermophila SB210, 2598 nucleotides. RefSeq lists its product as hypothetical. The record is from RefSeq and is a predicted model, not a curated record. NCBI's taxonomy places the organism in Eukaryota, Ciliophora, Oligohymenophorea, Hymenostomatida, Tetrahymenidae. The transcript has a single exon.